Messenger RNA from Aethina tumida (small hive beetle), 1516 nucleotides. RefSeq names its product M-phase inducer phosphatase. The coding region runs from base 74 to 1312 and encodes 412 amino acids. Gene Ontology annotation, biological process: protein dephosphorylation; positive regulation of G2/M transition of mitotic cell cycle; positive regulation of G2/MI transition of meiotic cell cycle. NCBI's taxonomy places the organism in Eukaryota, Metazoa, Arthropoda, Insecta, Coleoptera, Nitidulidae. Gene Ontology annotation, cellular component: cytoplasm; nucleus. The transcript has a single exon. Gene Ontology annotation, molecular function: protein tyrosine phosphatase activity. The record is from RefSeq and is a predicted model, not a curated record.
CUUAGCCUCAUAGUGUCAGUAAAGUUAUUUAUGCUUAAAAAGUAAUUGGAUAUUAUUUACUUCGGUUAUCAAUAUGUGGGAUAAGGAAAACCAAUCGCCAACCAAAAUGAACGACUUGUCCAUGUACGACUGCAACUCUCCAGUUGCACAAAUGUGCAUGUCUCCUCACACUUCCAUUCACCGACCGUUGGAGGACCAUGACUCAAACUCGGUGGACUCAGGAUUCAACACAAGCUGUGACACCGCUAAAUUCACCUCCUACUCUUCAACAAGCAGAGGAUCAUUCCUGUCCUAUGGAUCUAGUUCAAUGUCAUCGAUGGACGAUGACUUCAUGGAAGACUUUUCUGAUAUCGAACCUUACGAAAAACACAACGAAUUGCCGGAAGGUUUCGAAAAACUGCUCGAAGGACCCCUCAUCAACAAACCAAAACAAGACGACGACGAAGAAUUCGCAAUCCGACCACAAUUCCGCAGAUCCGUCUCCUACAAUCCCUUCACAUCAACCACCCCAACGGCCACCAAAGUUCGUUCCUGUCUGUUCAGCGAAGCCCGUCCCUUGAAGAGGUCCGAACCGUUGACAUUCAGCGAAAUCAGUGUGAAACGUUCGAAAAUCUUGGACGACGACGAGGAAGCCGCCGUUCCAGUAGUGCCAGUUUUAAAGAGGGCUUUCUCGGCCACCGACGAAACCAUCAUCAGUGCAGUGCAAAGAUCAUCAGACAGUAACGAUCUGAUUGCGGACUUCAGCAAGGCCCACUGCCUGCCCCUCACCAACGGCAAACACCAGGACCUCAGAGCCAUCACCCCCCACACAUUGGCAGCCUUAAUCAAAGGCGAAUACAGCCACACAGUGAACUCGUUCAAAAUAAUCGACUGCCGUUACCCCUACGAGUACAACGGCGGCCACAUCGACGGCGCCGUCAACAUCUACACCAAAGAGGGCUGCCUGGAGCUCCUCCACGGCAAAGCCUCCGAACAACACCCCAACAAAAGGAACAUCCUCAUCUUCCACUGCGAGUUCUCGAGCGAACGCGGCCCAAACCUAUACAGAUACUUAAGGAAGGAGGACCGCACCAGGAACAUCGAAGAUUACCCGUCCCUGAACUACCCCGAAAUCUACUUAUUGGAGGGCGGCUACAAGAACUUCUUCCACCAUUACUCCAAUAUGUGCAUUCCGAUCGCGUACAAGGAAAUGUUGCACCCCGAACACGAAGCGGAUCUCCGCCACUUCCGGCAAAAGUCCAAGACUUGGAACGCGGAUUCCCGCCAUCGGCCCCAGACGUCGCGCAGGCGUUUCGGACGGCUCCAAAUUUGAACGUCAUCAUGUGAUGAUGACUUGUGACGAUGCAAUUGUAUAUUUGCUGAUUUAUGUGCAAUUUUUGGCAAUAAUGUUAAUUUAUUUAUAGUCUAUUGUUAGUUGUGACAAGAAAUGUGAUUUGUUGUAAGACUGACUGAUACAGAGCAUUUUAUUAAUGUACAUAGCAAAUUUUAUAGUCAUUCAUUUGUAUAUAAGAGAUUA